AUGACGGACACAGUUUCUGCAGUUGGGCAGGUUGAUGCCCAGCCUACAGCCGCGGCGGACGGGGUUGUUGACGGUCAACGUGUUGAAGCCCCCGUUACUUGGAAGACGUACCUGAUGUGCGCCUUCGCUGCCUUUGGUGGUAUUUUCUUCGGAUAUGAUUCUGGUUAUAUCAACGGUGUUAUGGCGAUGGACUACUUUAUCCACGAGUUCACAGGAAAGAACAAGGCCGACUACGUGGAUGAUCCGGAUAGUUUUGUCAUCUCGGCUUCCAAUAAAUCCCUUAUCACCUCGAUUCUGUCUGCCGGAACUUUCUUUGGUGCUCUCAUCGCCGGUGAUCUUGCCGAUUGGUUCGGUCGUCGCACGACUAUCAUUAGCGGUUGUGGAAUUUUCAUGGUUGGUGUGGCUCUACAGACUGCCUCUACCACUGUUGCCUUGUUGGUGGUUGGCCGUUUGAUUGCUGGGUUCGGUGUCGGCUUUGUCUCUGCCAUUCUCAUUCUUUACAUGUCGGAGAUCUCUCCCCGCAAGGUCCGUGGUGCUAUCGUUUCCGGAUAUCAGUUCUGCGUCACCAUUGGUUUGAUGCUGGCUUCCUGUGUGGAUUAUGGCACCGAGAACCGCACUGAUUCCGGCUCAUACCGUAUUCCUAUUGCGCUGCAACUGCUUUGGGCCAUUAUCCUAGCAGUAGGAUUGUUUUUUCUUCCCGAAUCGCCUCGUUACUAUGUGCGAAAGGGGGAUGUGGCCAACGCAGCUAAGGUGCUUGCCCGUGUCCGUGGCCAGCCUCAAGAAUCCACCUACGUCAAGGAAGAAUUGGCAGAAAUCGUGGCCAACAACGAAUAUGAAAUGCAGAUGAUCCCCCAGGGUGGUUACUUUGCUACUUGGUUCAACUGUUUCCGCGGCAGCAUCUGGUCUCCUAACAGCAAUCUCCGCCGGACCAUUCUGGGUACCUCACUCCAGAUGAUGCAACAGUGGACUGGUGUCAAUUUUGUCUUUUACUUCGGUACCACCUUCUUCACGACCCUCAAAACCAUCAAAGACCCCUUCCUAAUCAGCAUGAUCACCACCAUUGUCAACGUUCUUUCUACCCCUAUCUCAUUCUACACAAUGGAGAAGAUUGGUCGUCGACCCUUGCUACUCUGGGGUGCGCUGGGCAUGGUUAUCUGCCAAUUUAUUGUGGCCAUCGCUGGUGUCGUUGACGGCCAAAACCCCCAAACCGUCAGCGCUCAGAUCUCCUUCAUCUGCAUCUACAUCUUCUUCUUCGCCUCUACUUGGGGCCCUGGUGCUUGGGUUGUUAUUGGCGAAAUCUACCCACUGCCCAUCCGUUCUCGCGGUGUUGCUCUGUCGACCGCCUCUAACUGGCUCUGGAACUGCAUCAUCGCCAUCAUCACUCCAUACAUGGUCGACCCUGAUAAAGGUUACCUUCAGUCCAAGGUGUUCUUUAUCUGGGGCUCUCUAUGCGCCUGCGCCUUUGUCUACGCCUACUUCCUGAUUCCCGAGACCAAGGGUCUCACACUCGAGCAGGUUGACAAGAUGAUGGAGGAGACUACGCCGAGAACCUCCGCUAAGUGGAAGCCUCACAGCACCUUUGCCGCCGAUAUGGGUCUCACCGAAAAGGAUGUGACUAUGACCGUUGAAGAUGUUGCCCAUAAGGCUUAA
Aspergillus puulaauensis is the source of this 1650-nucleotide messenger RNA. RefSeq names its product sugar porter family MFS transporter. Gene Ontology annotation, cellular component: membrane. NCBI's taxonomy places the organism in Eukaryota, Fungi, Ascomycota, Eurotiomycetes, Eurotiales, Aspergillaceae. The coding region runs from base 1 to 1650 and encodes 549 amino acids. Gene Ontology annotation, molecular function: carbohydrate:proton symporter activity. Gene Ontology annotation, biological process: transmembrane transport; carbohydrate transport. The record is from RefSeq and is a predicted model, not a curated record. The transcript has 5 exons.